Xyrauchen texanus (razorback sucker) is the source of this 4109-nucleotide messenger RNA. Its product is annotated as primary amine oxidase, liver isozyme-like. Lineage: Eukaryota; Metazoa; Chordata; Actinopteri; Cypriniformes; Catostomidae. The record is from RefSeq and is a predicted model, not a curated record. The transcript has 4 exons. Gene Ontology annotation, molecular function: copper ion binding; primary methylamine oxidase activity; quinone binding. Bases 61 to 2325 code for a protein of 754 amino acids. Gene Ontology annotation, biological process: amine metabolic process. Gene Ontology annotation, cellular component: plasma membrane.
CAUUCCUCACUCAGACGCGACCGCGUUACCCUCGAGAUCAAAGGCGAGGUCGCUAAAAUAAUGAAUUCUCUAUUAAAAUACUUACUGAUACUUCUGGGACUUAUCUCGGUGAUCAUUAACAUCGUGUUGGUUUGCCUGAAUUCAAAUAGGCGUCCAAAAUGCCUGUCCCAGCCGCAAGAAUCCUUACAAGUCAGACACUCGGAUAAAAGUCUAAUUUUCGCGGACCUCACUGCAGAGGAGUACAAGUUAGUUCGCGAUUACAUGUGGGCUCAAAAUGACCUCAAGAUCUCCCAUUCAGCCACUGCGAGACCCUCAGAGAAUUUCAUCUUUUUAAUCGACCUCUUGCUCCCGAAAAAGGCUGACGCACUGCGCUACUUAGACGCCAACGGACAGAAGCCGCCGCGUGAAGCUACUGUUGUUGUGUUCCACGGCGUUCACGGUGGUUACCUGAAGGAGUACAUAGUGGGACCUUUGCCUGGUCCACGGCAGCAUAGGGAUGUUACUCGGGAGAAGUAUGGUACUACAACCUUACCCUUCACAGCCCGUCCGGUAACAAUUGGAGAGUAUGUUCAACUCUUCCAACUCCUUGAUCAAGUUUUCAAACAACUUGAAAAGCCACUGAAGGAAAGUUUUGGUUACAUACCAAAAGAGCGGGAAUUGCUGCCGUUUGAGGGUAUGCCUAGAGGCGUAAAGGCUGGUGAGCGCAAAACAUGGAUAUCUUUUUUUCGCGAUUACAGUGGCAUGUACAUUCAUCCCGUAGGCUUCGAAAUCUUGAUUGACCACAAGAGCAUCUUCUCGUCAGACUGGACAGUUGAGAAGCUACUGUACAAUGGCGAAUAUUUCGACAGCAUUGACGCAUUUAAAAAUAAAUAUGAAGCAGGUGCUGUAAAAAAGAUAGUCUACAAAGAAAUCCCAAAUUACGCGUCACUGAAGCCGAAGAGUAAACCCUCGGGUUUAGGACCACACCAGUAUUAUCUUAGAGGCAAACGUUUCAGCGUUAAAAACAACCAGGUGAUUUAUUUAGACUGGAGUUUUGCAUUUGGCUUGAGUUCUCUGACUGGUAUGAGGGUUUUUGAUAUUCGCUUUAAAGGGGAGAGGAUAGUGUACGAGCUCAGCGUGCAGGAGGCGAUGUCUGUCUAUGGCUCUAUCACACCUGGGAUGAUGCUCACGAAGUUCCUCGACUCAAGCAUCGGAAUCGGUCGCUUUGCGCACGAGCUGGUGCGCGGAAUCGACUGUCCGUACGCUGCCACAUAUGUCGACACGUACCGUUAUAUUGACACAAAUGUCACGCUGCGUUCCAGAAACUCCAUCUGCGUGUUUGAGCACGACGCUGGCCGACCUCUGCGACGACACUUUUCAGAUUUUUUCCAUAAUGGUUAUGGUGGUAUGGCAAACAGCGCUCUGGUGUUUCGCACUAUCACUGCUAUAGGGAACUAUGAUUACAUAUGGGACUUCAUCUUCUAUCAAAGCGGCUCCGUGGAGGCAAAGGUUCACGCCACUGGCUAUAUAUCAUCCUCCUUUAAGAUGAAUGGAAGUCUGGAGUAUGGUCACCAGGUUGCAGAAAAUGUCAUUGGGAAUAUCCAUACACAUUUUAUCAACUUCAAAGUCGAUUUGGAUAUCUUAGGUGUGAAGAAUGUGUUUCAGACUAAAGACAUGGUGUAUAAGGAGGUGCCAUUACCAUGGUCACCCUCAUACAAUGCAAAGAUACCACAGCUGUUGGAGCAGCAAAUCAGGACAGAGAAAGAGGCUGCAAUGCUGCAUAAUAGCAAAACACCUCGUUACCUUCAUAUAGCCAGCAACCACACCAACCGCUGGGGCCACCAGCGCUCUUACAGGCUUCAGGUGGUGAGCUUUGCUGGGGAUCACCUCCCUGAAAGUGAGCCUGAAGAGAAGUCCAUGUCCUGGGCUCGGUAUAAAGUUGCUAUAACCAAGCAUAAAGAUACAGAGCAGACAAGCAGCAGCCUGUACAGUCAGAAUUACAUGUGGUCCCCAUAUGUUGACUUCAGCAAGUAUAUUGAAGACAACGAGAAGAUAGACAAUGAGGACUUGGUUGCCUGGGUGACAACUGGCUUUCUACACAUUCCACAUGCAGAAGACAUCCCCAACACUGUUACUGUGGGCAAUGGCGGUGGUGUCAUCCUUAGGCCGCAUAACUACUUUGAUGAAGAUCCAUCCAUCCACUCACCUGAUGGAGUGUAUUUCUCUCCAGGCUCUGAGAGUGACUGUGAGUACAACACAAUGGCGUGCCUGGAAAAGGAUAUGUGCAGUUCCACACUGGAGCCAUUCACUUACCACGGCUUCGAGGGGGUUAUGAAGUUUGAGUAAGGGUCUUAGUUCAGACUGUGAUAUAUGUAAUGCUAUUACACUUAUGCCAAAUGCUGAAGUCUUAUAAUGCAAAAGUAUUAGCUUUAUUAGCAAUCACUUUGUGCUAGUUACUAGUUAGACAAGCUUUCCUGCUUUUGUAUCUUUUUAUGUAAAUAUUAUGAAUAUUCUCUCUGCUUUUGCUUUUGCAAAUUGAUUGUGUGAUGUGAUCAAGAAUCAAAAUUUUAUGACAAUAUAUGCAUAGACAUUUUAAGGGUAUAUACUUCCUUUGGUAGGAUAUUUAAAAAAAUAAAGCCUAAAGAAGUACAAACAUGUCUCUUUUUUACUGAGAUACUUCAGAUUAGAAUAGAGACUGAUACAACACCACAAUCAAUUCUCUCUUUUUUUAUAAAAAAUGUAAUUUAUGCAAUAAAAUGUAAAGGGUGCCUACAUGUUGGUUAUUCUGGUCAUAAUUUUCUUGCAUACUUUUAUUUCCAGAUGGCAUAAGAUUAUAAAUGGUUUAUAACUUAAAGUGAUAGUUUACUAAAAAUUAAAAUUCUGGAACUCAAAAGUGGAUAUUUUGAUUGUCCAGGCUGCUCUUUUACAUGCAAUACAAGUGAAUGGUCAUUUAUACUGUCAGUUAUGGUUCUGCAUGUUCAAACUUGGCAUGUUGACUAUUCAUGUAAGAACCAUUAAAGUUUGUGCACAGUUUCCUCUCUACCUAAGUCUUAUCUGUCUGUGACAUUGAGUCAGAUAUGCUAGAUUUUAACGGUUGUAAGUCAAGAGAUACUGUAGAUAGAUAAAUAGACAGACAGAUAGAUAGCACUGCUCUACUAUUCGGUGUCAGUCUCAAUGGUGUCUUUGGAGGGAGGUGUUUUGGAAAGAGGGGCUGUGUCCAAUUCAACGGCUUAGUCUCGCGGAAGUUCCAGAACGGCUAAAACGCUUACAGCUCCUGAAACACGAUUCACUGUUAUCAUUAUUAAAGCAUUAAAUAGUCAUGCCCUCGACAGUUUAGAUUUCAUUAUCUGAUAUUUAAAGUACCAUUUAAAUAUAGUAAUUGAGUGCUUAUACAACCUUACACUCAUCGCCAUGCAGGGCAAUUUCAAGCUCUUUUUUAUAUAUACUAAAAGCCCAUGUGCUUAGAGCCCCUAGUUUGGUUGAGGCCCCCAUAUGCUCAGAAACUACCUUGUUGCUGUGAUUGUUGCUUAGAUCAUUGAAUACAUUUAUAUGUAUGUAUUUGGUAGACGCUUUUAUCCAAAGUAUCUUACUUUGUAUUCAAGGUAUACUUUUUUAGUAUCUGUGUUCCCUGGGAAAUUAACCAAUAAGUAUUGCUAGUGCCAUGCUCUACCACAGAGGUCUUCAACCUUUUUCAGUCCAAGGACCCCUUGCUUGGUAGAGAGUCAAAGCAGGGACCCCCUUUUACAUAUUUAAUAAAAUUGAGCAUUGUGAUUUAUGCCUAUAAUAACAUGUGUUUUACCAUAGGAAUGUGUGUACAUACUUUUUUAUGUUUAUAUUGCAGAGCCAUUAAACAAUGCAGGGCUGGAUGAUGGGGUGGGCUUUGCCCCCCAAAUUAUAUAGUGGAUUAAAUAACUCAAUGGAUUUCUUUUAUGCUGCCUUUAUGUCCUUUUUUGGAGUUUGAACAUUUUGGACCCCACUGACUUACAUUGUAUGGACAAAAACACCUUCAAAAUAUUUUGGUUUGUGUUCUGUAGAAGAAAGUAAGUAAUAUGAAUUUGAGACGGCACAAGGAUGAGUAUACUAUGAGAUAAUUAUCAUAUUUGGGUGAACAGCAUAUUCACUAUCCAACC